This is a messenger RNA of Hippocampus zosterae (dwarf seahorse), 1047 nucleotides long. RefSeq names its product histone H3-like. NCBI's taxonomy places the organism in Eukaryota, Metazoa, Chordata, Actinopteri, Syngnathiformes, Syngnathidae. Bases 538 to 948 code for a protein of 136 amino acids. Gene Ontology annotation, cellular component: nucleosome. The transcript has a single exon. Gene Ontology annotation, molecular function: structural constituent of chromatin; protein heterodimerization activity; DNA binding. The record is from RefSeq and is a predicted model, not a curated record.
CUGGCUUGUGAUAUGUGAAAGGAUCUGAGACAUUUGCUCACGCCGAAUAAAUGUCGUAUUAGGCCUAUGCACUUUAUGUCGACGAAUUAUUUCGUCAUAUGUAUUUUUUAAAUCGUCAUGCCCAAGAGACCAAACUGACGCGAAUAUCGGUGCAUCACAAACCGUGGAUAGCUGCAGAUAGACACAUGGCCAACAAAUGUUUUUGUGUGCACGUGAAACGUCCAGGAAUUACCUCUUUGCUCGAACCCAAUGAUUGAAACUGUGCAGCUGCGAAGCCCACUUCGACAUUACUAGUUAAAUGAAAUAUUGAACUAAAAUUUACAUAUAAUUUACUUCCUCGUAACAGAUUUCCGGGUAUCGGUCAACUCGGAAGUUGUAAGUGGCGAUUGGUUUAAUUCAAAAUCCUUGUGUCCAAUACUCGAGCAGCUUCAGCGCGGGCUCAUCCCCGUUUCACGAAUCAGCGCUGCCGCGUCAGGAUAUAAAUGCGCACUCGCGCUCAUCCGACUACUCUUUCGUCCAAAAUAACCUAGCGUCAAAAUGGCAAGAACUAAGCAGACAGCCCGUAAAUCCACCGGUGGAAAAGCUCCGAGGAAGCAGUUGGCUACAAAAGCUGCCCGCAAGAGUGCCCCGGCCACCGGCGGUGUGAAGAAACCUCAUCGUUACAGGCCCGGUACCGUGGCCCUUCGCGAGAUCCGCCGCUAUCAGAAGUCUACCGAAUUGCUCAUCCGCAAGCUACCCUUCCAGCGAUUGGUCAGGGAAAUUGCUCAAGAUUUCAAAACCGACCUGCGCUUCCAGAGCUCGGCCGUCAUGGCGCUUCAGGAGUCCAGUGAGGCCUAUCUUGUCGGCCUCUUUGAAGACACCAAUCUGUGCGCCAUUCACGCCAAGCGGGUCACUAUCAUGCCCAAAGACAUCCAGCUGGCUCGUCGCAUCCGCGGAGAGCGAGCUUAAGCUUCCGUUCUAAAACCAAAAUGGCUCUUUUAAGAGCCACAAUAUUUUCAUCUGAAAGCUUGUAUUCCUAGUAGUUUUAUCGCUUUGCAAACUAGUAUU